Messenger RNA from Parasteatoda tepidariorum (common house spider), 776 nucleotides. RefSeq names its product glucose dehydrogenase [FAD, quinone]. Gene Ontology annotation, molecular function: oxidoreductase activity, acting on CH-OH group of donors; flavin adenine dinucleotide binding. The record is from RefSeq and is a predicted model, not a curated record. NCBI's taxonomy places the organism in Eukaryota, Metazoa, Arthropoda, Arachnida, Araneae, Theridiidae.
AGUAUAAAAUUAGAAAUUGUUUUUUCUUGUCAGAAAGACGAUGGAUAUAGCUAGAGAAAGGGGGUACAUGACACCCCUGGCCAAUUCAACACUUCUUCCAUUAAUGCUUUUGUCUUUGGCUACACAAAAAAACUCGCCAUCGCCAACUCAGUCACCAUCAACAGUCAACUCUGAAUAUGAUUAUAUCAUAGUUGGAGCUGGUUCUGGAGGUUCAACACUUGCAGGACGUCUAUCCGAGUUACCAUGCGUUAGUAUUUUGUUGUUGGAAGCAGGAGGGAUACCACCUAUACUGAAUGAUGUACCAAGCCUUAGCAGAUUUUUCUUUUUUACAGACCUUGACUGGGCCUACAAGACUGUUCCACAGAAGCAUACAGGAAGACUCCUCACCAACAGACAACUGAUAUGGCCCAGUGGUAAGGGACUUGGAGGAACAAGUUUGAUAAAUGGCAUGGAGUAUGUGCGGGGAAAUAAACGUAAUUAUGAUGACUGGGCUGCACAAGGUGCUGAAGGAUGGAGCUAUGAGGAUGUGCUGCCUUAUUUUAAAAAAAUGGAGAGCAACAAAAAUCCAGAAUACUACGGAAAUGGGUAUCAUGGAUUAAUGGGUCCAGUAACAGUUGAAAAGUCAAAUUAUAAAGCAGAAUUUAAAAAUCCCAUUCUUGAAGCAGCUCGUGAACUUGGUUAUCAAGUGAUUGAUGUAAACGGAGAUAAGGAAACAGGUACAAAUAUAUUCGUCAAUAAAUGCUUUUUUUUUGCAUAAAUGAAGGACUUAUAAUGCA